AUCGUGUAGCAAGCUAUCCCGCCAUGCAUUGUGCCAAAAUGGUGUGCUGUACAGAAGGAGUUACCGGAAUGUAGUAGAUUAGAUGCAAAGGAAGGGGAUAGUAAUGGUUGCAUUUGCGUAAUCCACGAGGCGGCAUGUCUGAGCCUGAAGAUUGUCACAGCUCAUUUACAGAGGGUUCAAACCUCUUUGAUUACCUUAAAGAAGAGCAAACUGGCUCAAGCAGGGCACAGAUAGGCUCAAGUAAUGGUGGACCAGAACAGAAUGCAGUUGAAAACAAAGUUGCAGAUGCCAACAAGAACACUAAUGUGGUGCAAUGCACACAUUCAGAGCCCGGUAAAGAGGAAGUCAUGGAUGCUGAAGUUAGCUCUAUUACAUGUAAGAGUAAUUCACCAUCGUUAGAAGAAUGCAUUAUCACCCCCUUUGAUCAAGCCAAAGAAAAGGAAUCGGACACAACACAUAGUAGUGAUAGAACUUCUAAUGAUAUUGAUGUUGCUGCAUUAUCACCUUGUUUUCCACUGAUAAGAGACAAAGAUGACAUUUCAGACACCGAUAAUGAAAAAGAAACCCAUCUUACUGACAUUUGUAAACAUAAAAAUGAAAAUAUUGAAUUAGACGCUGAGACAAGCACUGAUGCUAAAGACAAAUAUUCAAAUAAACCAAGUGUACAAAAUGAAUUUAAGGACAUAGAGGCUAAAGUUGAGACUAAUAAUACUGCCAAAUUAAAAGAAAAUAUUGAAUUAGAAGACAUUGAAAGUAGAGGAAUCAAUAUUGUCUCUUCAUCCUUGGAUAAGAAGAAUUUUGUAUCUGAGGGUGCCAGUGGUGAAGAGAAAGUCCCCUGGAAUCCAGCAGCAUAUAUAUGCGAUUCCUCUAGAGAACCUCAAAAAGAAAACUCAGAUACUCCUCAAAGCGCUGACGAAGGAGAUGUUAACAAGCUGAAAACUGAUCAUUGUAGCGAUGAAGAUGCUGAUAACAGUGGAGAGGCAUCUGGUGACAUAUCAUUUGUAUCAUCUUUGGAAGACGACGAUGAUCAGGAGCCAGCACAAUACAACCAAGUAACCGAGAAUGUCUAUUUAGUUGAUAAUGUUGUUUCUUGUUCUAGAAAAAAGACGAGACUCAACAAAGAGAUUCGUAGAAUUAGAUGUGACUGUGUUUAUGAGCCAGAUGAACCGGGUUUUGUCGGAUGUGGAUCCAGCUGCCUAAACCGAUUGCUCAUGAUAGAAUGUGGCAAUAAGUGUGGUUGCGGGGAAUUUUGCACAAACAAGAAUUUUCAGCGUGGUUGUGUUUAUGACUUAGAAGUGUUUAAAGCAGGGAAAAAAGGUUGGGGAGUACGAGCAAACGAAGCCAUCGAGGCUGGUGCCUUCAUCAUUGAAUAUUGUGGCGAAGUUGUGAAUUACAAAGAGUUCAUGGAGCGGACCGAGACGUAUGACCUGGAAAAAAGAAAACAUUAUUACUUUAUGCUGCUUAAAGGAGACGAGGUUAUUGAUGCGACAAGAAGUGGUAGCAUCUCAAGGUUUAUUAAUCACAGCUGCAACCCAAACUGUGUCACUCAAAAGUGGACAGUCAAUGGAUUCCUCAGGGUUGGUUUCUUCUCGCUGAGAGAAAUCCAAGCUGGUGAAGAACUCAGCUUCGAUUACCAGUAUCAACGAUAUGGUGAGAAAGCUCAGAAAUGCUUUUGUGGAUCCGUCAGUUGUCGUGGCGUGAUUGGCGGCAAGCAAAUGGUUCUAAAGCCGACAGGUUCAAAUGGCGAGUCUUCGAAAAGAAGAUCCAAAAAGAAGACAUCUGAUUAUGAAUCAGAUUGCAAGCUAGAAGACGAUAUUAGUGAGCUACUUGGAGACGAAAACAAAAUUACCAGCACGAAACAGGCUUUGGAACUCACCAGGUUGAUGGUGAAAACCGAAACUAUUGACGAUCGAAUUACUCUUUUAAAAAUUGUUCGGAAUCAAAGCGACUCUAAAGCUUUAAAAGCUUUCAUCAGAUAUAAAGGGUUAUCCUUAUUAUGGAGCUGGAUGGUUGAUACGCCGGCAAAGGACAUGGUUUUCAGAUCGGAGGUACUAAAUACGCUGAAAAUAUUACCCAUACCUAACAAAAAUCAUUUGGUGGACAGUAAAAUAUUGCCUCUAGUUGAAAAGUGGUCGCAGUGCAAUGAUUCACCCGACUCUUGUACAACGAGGUCGGAUGAAGAUGGCAGCUCAAGUGAAAACGAAGCUGGAGGAGCAGAUGUCAAAGGAGAGGUAGACAUUGAUAAGAAAAAAACCGACAAAUCUGCGAAAAACUCUACUGAGUCUAAAAAUGCAUCAACUGACGAAGAAUCUGAAUCUGAGAAGCAAGAAAUAGUUGAAAGUAUGGCAAAUGAGUUAUUGGAUAACUGGAAGCACCUCAGGGAAGUCUUCAAAAUCCCAAAGAAGACGCAGCUUACCCCUGAGCAACUUAAACCGGGCACUGAUGCUUCUUCAUCUCCAGUCGAUGAAAAAAGGAAUGGCAAACGGAAGAUAGAAGGAGACAAAGCACAUAGAUUAUUUUCACCCAACAAACGUCCAUUUGGCCCUUUGCCUGGACAAAAGACACAGUCUCCUAUCCGACCGUUUCCACAAGAACCAUCAACAUCGCCGUUCCGACCAGAAUCCCCAUGCGUUUCUGUGGCAUCUCCGUCCACAGGGUGGCAAGGAAGUUCUACCGACGCUACUGACAAUGUACAGCAGAAAGAUUCCUCAAAAGCAAGUUUGAUACAGAGGCUGUUGAAGAUUACAUCAGAAACAAGAGAUGAAGAUUCGCAGGGUGAUAAUUCUGAGAGACGAAAUAGCGACAAAAAGCCCUAUGGCGAGGAUAUGAAGCAGCAACGAGGUCGUGGACGAAUCAUCAGAGGUGGAAAUAAUGCUCCUUUCCGUGGUAGCCCAAAGCCUCAUGACGAUUUUGGUGUGGAUCGAGGUAACUUUCGUGGAGGAAGAGGGGUUCGUGGGCGAGCACGUGGGCGAGGAAGGGGAAAUUCGCAUCACUUUGGGCGACAACAUCACCAGUUCAAUGAUGUGGCUGAAAGACAGCCUUUGCCUGGAGUUAACAGUCCGUUUGGCAAACGCGAUGCUGAUCCUGGCCAGGGACGAGACUUUGCAGGAACAAGCGGGAUGCUAUUUCAUCAAGAUGGAAGCCGAAUGCCGAAUGAUGGAAGCAGGAUGCCUUCACCAUACAACUACCAGACUUUGACCAAGCCACACCGAGAAAGACCCAGUCAUCCCCAUGAUGCAGUCCAUCUGGAAAGGCAGCAGAACAUUCACAAUGAAAUGCCCGAUACUUCGUCCCAGAGGUUCUCUCCAAUGCGACACCCACGACCAAACCUAAAUCGCUUUGGAAAGCCAGGUCAAGAAUGGCAAGCGCCCGGUUCUCCAUUCAAUAGCUUUCGAAACCAGGCCCAACAAGGAUUCAAUCCAGCAGGGAUGCCCGCCAGCAUGAAUCCGACCAUCAAUCCAAGCAAUGCUCCUCCACCUCACUUCGGAACGCCACCGCUGUCUUCGCGACCUCCAAUGGCUUCACAGCCCCCUCUUUCGUCCCAGUUACCAUUGACUUCACAACCCCCUCCCUUGUCUUCUCAUCCGCCCCCGCAUAACCUGCCUACGCAGACAAAUCCUAUGCAAAACUGGAAUCAUAAUUGGCCAAUCCCUCCACGCCAGGGCUACCCCCCACAGAAUCUGCCACAGCCUUUGCCUACUCAGAAUCUGCCACACCCUGCUGUUAAUCCAGUGAAUUUAGUUAACCGCCCCCCGUCCCUACCAAAUACCAACCCCACGCCAGUUCCCCCGUUUCCUUUCAAUCCGGACCGAAUGCCAAACCAAGCAAUCGUGCCAUCGCCACAACAGCCACCUCCAUUCUUUGAAGCUCCCCAGCAACCACCGGUUCUUCCGAAUAUGCCUCCUAAACCGUUUGUUCCAAACACUGGACAGGAACACAGUCAGGCGACCACUGCCUCCAUCAUUAAGCACCUUCACGAGCUAGCUCAGCAAAGCAAGUUAGUCAGUGCGCAGCAGCAGCAGCAGAUACAACAGCAACAGCAACAGCAACAGCAACAGCAACAAGAACAGAAACAACAGUUGCAACCAAUUGAACAGAUGCCUCUUCAAAAACAGCAACAACAACAAAAUCAGCAACAGCAGCAGCCACCAAAAAUAGAUAAAAUUGAAGAUUAUGGACAGAAAACGCCAGAAACUGGUGUUGACAACGGAAUUUCAUUUGUGACCCCGGUGAAGGAAAAGCAAAAGUACAGAAAAUCUACGGGAACCCCUGAAGUAACGGAAAGCAGCUCAAAAACCAUCUCUUCCUUGCCGCCAAACUGGAAAACAGCGACAGAUCCCGAGGGAAAGGUCUAUUAUUAUCACGUGAUCACUAGAAAGACCCAAUGGGAUGUUCCGAAAUGGGAGGAAGAAGACGCCAAGAAACAACCAAAUAAUCGUUGUAUUUUGCAGCAAAGAAGCUCGUCGUCCAUCACUGCCGGUCCAAGAACCCCGCCUGCGUCUCCUCCACACUCGCCAAUAUCCCCCGCACUCUUCUCUGAAAGACCUCAAGCCAUUUCAGAUCCUUCUGUCAGCACGACGCGAAUGAGCACGGGACAUUCCUCGGGACAGACUGAGCACCUGACACCUAAACAGCAAAAAAUUAGGGAUGUUUUUAAAAAUAAGUUAUCUGCUGUUGUUGUCAACUGCCUGAAUCCGUAUCAAAAAGUCGAUUGUAAACAGGCAAGGAUCGCAAAGAUUGAAGAUUUCAAAUUUUUAGCAAGAAAACUCACACACGGGUUGAUGAUGAAAGAGCUGGCGAGAGUAAAAGCAGACGAGGAACUUGAAUGCAGCGAUUCUGUAAAAAUUAAAGUCAAGGAGUAUAUUAGGAAUUACAUGCGCAAAUUUGGUCAGUUUUACAUCCGAUCAUGACAAUGAAAACCGAAAUAAAUUCAACUAUGUUUGAAAUUUUCGUGUAAAUGGGGAAAUUAUGGAAGGAGAGAGCAAGAGAAAACGAAGAUUUGGAAUGCAGAACUCCACUGUUGUUGUCAUUAUCAUUUGAUAUUAUUUAAUUUUUUGAUGCUAAUAAUGUAUUUUAUUUUGAACUGUGUGGAAAUUAGAUUUUUGUUUUUAAGCGGCGGGUAUGGUGGUUGAUGUAUUGGAAAAUUUUCCUCUGAGAAAUCGCCUCUGAGAAAUUUUUAGGGGUUCUUUCUCAGAUUUCGCCCAGUGAAAAAUCGUUUAUAUUCGCUAUGUAGUCAUAUGAUUUUUCAGAAGUCUUGCACAGUGUAAGGUUAUAAGAGGUUAUCAUAAAACUCUAGCAUGUUUUUCUAACCAUCGUACAUUUAACUGUUUAAAGGAUAUGAUUAGUAAACAGGACUAAAACUGAGUACCAUCCAGAUUCUUUCUUCUCCCUGCUGUAGCAGCUUAGUAUCUGAUUCUUGGGUAUGUGGAAUAAAUGCCCAAGUCCUGCACAUUAGUCUUUGAUUUCCUCCCCGUAUCAGUUACAUGUUUUGAUUCUAGUUGUGGUUUAUUUAUUGGUACACAUAAACAAAAGUAUCUCCUGGCAUAGCCUGUCACAUUUAAUACGUAGGUAACAUCAACUAACGAUAACAAGCCGCUCAGUCAAGGUUUUUAGGAAUAUCUGUGGGCAUCUGCGGGUAUCUGUGGGCAUCUGCGCGUAUCUGUGGGCAUCUGCGCAUAUCUGCGGGUAUCAUGCGUUCCCCAAGAACGUAGAAGCAUCAAACAAUGUAAUCGACCUUCUAUAAUCGUGUAAUCGUCUCUCAUGGAAUAGUGACUUCCUAUUUCUCGGAAAGCCUGAGGUUUUUAAAGCAUUUGCCAAUAGCUAUUUGAUGUAUAUAAAUGUAGUCUUAUAAUGAAACAGUAUGGCCGCACAUAAUCACUAUUGACUGUGACACAUUCAUAAUGUUUCUUAAUCUAAGCAUGUUUCAAUUUUCAUAAAAACAUU
Molecule: messenger RNA, 5943 nt
Organism: Rhopilema esculentum
Lineage: Eukaryota; Metazoa; Cnidaria; Scyphozoa; Rhizostomeae; Rhizostomatidae
Product: histone-lysine N-methyltransferase SETD2
Biological process (GO): regulation of DNA-templated transcription
Cellular component (GO): chromosome; nucleus
Molecular function (GO): protein binding; histone H3K36 methyltransferase activity
Source: RefSeq, a predicted model, not a curated record